Messenger RNA from Hydractinia symbiolongicarpus, 2678 nucleotides. RefSeq lists its product as uncharacterized. Gene Ontology annotation, biological process: proteolysis; peptide metabolic process. Gene Ontology annotation, molecular function: metalloendopeptidase activity. Lineage: Eukaryota; Metazoa; Cnidaria; Hydrozoa; Anthoathecata; Hydractiniidae. The transcript is spliced from 18 exons. Bases 150 to 2318 code for a protein of 722 amino acids. The record is from RefSeq and is a predicted model, not a curated record.
GUGUUUUUGAGGGAUGACUUUUAUGCAUUAAUAAAGGGUGUAGUGGUUUACAAUACCAUUCAAAGGAAUCUACAGCUAGUAUUAUGCCACUUGUUUAGAAAUAUAAAUUGUGUUAUAGGUUCAUAUUUAUAUUCUUUUAGUGUUGAAUUAUGAAUGUUAUUCUUCAGCAGUAUCCAUCAACAUUAAAACAAUGCUUUUCAAUACGCUGUUUGCAGUUUUCAAGCAUCGUCUUCAAUAUUGAGACAAGACAUAAAUUUUGCACCAAGGCAAGUUUUAAAAGGCCCUUGUUAUCGAUUGAGAAAAUCCCAGAAUACAACAGAAUAACAGCUGAUGAGGUAAAGAAAUCAAUUCCAAAUCUUGUCAAAGAAGUGGAAGAAAAAUUUGAACACCUUGAAGCGAAAAUAAAAACUAAAAAAGAAUACUCCUGGGAAGAUGUGAUUACAAACUCGGAACUUUUGUUUGAUAAACUUGGAUUAGCAUGGAGUGCGGUGUCACACUUACAUCAUGUAAAAAAUAACCCUUCCUUAAGAAAUGCUUUUCAGGAAGUGCAACCACAAGUAGUGACUUUAAUCAACAAAAUAUCUCAAAGUAGACCAAUGUUUGAUGCUAUGCAGUUUCUAGAAUCUAAAAGUAAUACCUUGGACGAAUGUCAAAACAGGAUUAUUAAUACAACAUUGAGAAGAUCUAGACAAGCUGGUGUACAUUUAGAAGGGGAAGAGAAGAAAGAAUUUAAUAACAUUAUGAAGUCAUUAGCUGAACUUAGCACCACUUUUAUGAACAAUGUUUUGGACAGUACUAAAGAGUUUUCUCAUAUCGUGCAUCAACGUGAAGAUUUGGAAGGCUUACCUCAAUCCUUGAUUAACUUAAUGGCAUCAACUGCGUCUGUGCAACUAGAAAAAGACAUUGAUCCUGACAUUGGACCAUGGAAGCUCUCCCUCGACAUGCCAUGUUUUGAACCAUUUAUGAAACACAGUGUAAACCGACGUUUACGAGAAAUGCUAUACUUAGCGUAUAUAAGACGCGCAUCAUCUGGCAAACAAAAUAAUUCUGAGGUGAUUGAAAAGAUUCGACAGCUGAGGAAGAGAAAGUCAGCCAUACUUGGCUAUCACGAUUAUGCAACCUUGUCGCUUAGCAACAAAAUGGCAGAUCAACCAGAGAAUGUGUGGAAAAUGUUAAAUACAUUGAAGGAAAAGUCGAAAUCUAUUGCAAGUUUAGAACUGAAAACUUUGCAGGAAUUUGUGCAGAAGCAUGGACAUGAAGGCGAGCUCAGACACUGGGAUAUAGCUUAUUGGAGUGAACGACAAAGAGAAAAGUUGUUGAGUUUAAACGAAGAAGAAUUGCGCCAAUACUUUCCCUUUCCAAGGGUGUUAGAAGGGUUGUUUGCACUUGCAGAGGAACUGUUCAAUGUUAACAUCAAAGAGGCUCCGAAAGGUGAAGUUGAGAUAUGGCAUGACGAUGUGAAAUUCUUCAACAUCUACGAUGCUAGUGGUGAUCAGGUAGCAUCAUUUUUUCUCGAUCCAUACUCUCGUCCGGAAGAAAAACAGGGUGGAGCGUGGAUGGAUUCUGCCUUAGAUCGCAAUGAUGAGUUGCAUCGUCAACCAAUCGCAUAUUUAGUUUGUAAUCAAAGCCCUCCUAUUGGUGACACUCCCUCGUUGAUGACGUUUCGAGAAGUUACCACGCUGUUCCACGAGUUCGGCCACGGUCUCCAGCAUAUGCUAACAGCAGUAAAGUAUCCAUCGGCUGCCGGUAUAAACAAUAUCGAAUGGGAUGCAGUCGAGCUUCCGUCGCAGUUUAUGGAAAAUUGGUUGUAUGAUUGGGUGACGAUGCAAAAAAUUUCUUCUCAUUACACAACAAGUGAAAGUUUACCUUACGAAAUGUUUCAGCAACUUCGAAAAGGAAAGGUGUAUCAUGCAGGAUUAAGCACGCUAAGACAACUUUACUUCUCCGCUUUGGAUAUGGAAUUACAUACAAGCGAAGACGAUUGGCGGAGUGUUAUGAAACGUGUAUCAGAUGACUUUACAGUAAUGUCGCCUCAUCCUGAAGAUCACUUCCCAUGCUCGUUCCUGCAUAUUUUCAGUAGCAGUUACGCAGCUGGUUAUUACUCGUAUAUGUGGGCUGAAGUUUUAUCUGCUGAUGCGUUCUCCGCCUUUGAAGAUGUUGGUUUGGAUGACAGAGACAAUAUAUCCAACUUGGGCAAAAGAUUUCGAGAUACUGUAUUAGCUUUGGGUGGUUCAAAACAUCCCGACGACGUCUUCUUUCAAUUUCGUAAAAGAAAGGCUACCGUUGAUGCUUUGCUUAAGUCACGUGGUCUUCAAUAGAUACGUCAUCGACGUUGAUGUGGUGAGAGUGUGUACCAAACAUUGUUGUACAAGCUGAUAAAAUAAAUUUUUAUGCACAGCGCUGUUUAUUUUAUUAAAAGACACUAAUGUGAUUUUUAAGUGGAAGUAUUACAGAGGACUUAACAAUCUAGAUUUCGUUAUUACAAAAUCAUUUGGACCUAAAGAAGUGCUUAAAUGGUUACUGGUCAGUGUUAAUGUACUGUGAAGUGGAAAUCCCGAGAUCAAAGGUACAGACUGCGACUUGAGUGUAACAGUAUUUCUGUUUCAACAGUGGAACAUUUACUCUGCAACUUACAAUGUACGGAGUUUUAAGAAUAGAUUAGUUUCAAAAAUUUUGUU